Nerophis ophidion (straightnose pipefish) is the source of this 2288-nucleotide messenger RNA. It is a transcript of the gene actr5, whose product is annotated as actin related protein 5. The record is from RefSeq and is a predicted model, not a curated record. The transcript is spliced from 9 exons. Gene Ontology annotation, biological process: regulation of DNA-templated transcription. Lineage: Eukaryota; Metazoa; Chordata; Actinopteri; Syngnathiformes; Syngnathidae. Gene Ontology annotation, cellular component: cytoplasm; Ino80 complex. The coding region runs from base 45 to 1799 and encodes 584 amino acids.
CGGCAGCGCGCGGUGUGCCUAUUUUGCUGCGACACCACUCCAAGAUGGCCGCCCAGCAGAGCGCGGUGUGCCAGGUGUUCUCCUUCCAAGACCGCAAAGCCUCCCCGGACCCCAGCUUCCACCCCCCGGCCUCCUGCGGAUCGAUGUGCCCCAUCGUCAUCGACAAUGGCUCCUUCCAGACGAGGGCCGACUGGGCGACGCGGGACGCCGGAGCUCCCCGGCUGCUCUUCAGGUCGGUGGCGGCGCGCAGCAGAGGUUCCGCCCGCAGCCACACGCAGGUCCAGGUCGGCAACGACAUCCCCAACAUGGAGCCUCUGCGCUGGCUGCUCAAGAGCCAGUUCGACCGCAAUGUGGUGGUCAACCUGGAGGUCCAGGAGCUCAUCUUCGACCACGUCUUCAGCCACCUCCACGUCACCUCGGAGGGCUGCGUGGAUCACCCCAUCGUGCUGACGGAGGCGCCCUGCAACCCCCUGCACUGCCGGCAGAUGAUGUCAGAGUUGCUGUUCGAGUGCUACGGCGUCCCUCACGUGUCUUACGGCGUGGACGCCCUCUACAGCUUCCAUCACAACAACAGGCAGCCGCCCCAGACGGGCGUGGUCUUGUCCUCAGGGUACCACUGCUCUCACAUCCUGCCUGUGCUGGACGGAAGGUUGGACGGGGUGAACUGCAAGCGCGUGAACGUCGCCGGAGGCCAGGCGGCAGCUUACCUGCAGAGGCUCCUGCAGCUGAAGUACCCAGGUCACCUGGCCGCCAUCACACUCAGCCGCAUGGAGGAGCUGCUGCACGGCCACAGCUACACCGCUGUGGACUAUCAACAAGAACUAGAAAAGUGGCGCAGCCCGGAGUUCUACGAGCGCGAGGUCCACAGGAUGCAGCUCCCCUUCUCGGGCAAGCUCCCCGGCGGCUGCGUGAGUGCCGAGGAGAGGCAGGAGAGGCGGGCCCAGCAGCUGAGGCGCCUUCAGGACAUCAACGCUCGGCGGCGUGGAGAGAAGCUGCAGCAGGACCAGGAGAGGCUGGACAGACUGACGGCGGUGCAGGAGCUGCUGGAGGACGGCCUGCUGGACCACUUCCACAAGAGUCUGCAGGAACUCAACAUGGACUCUGCCGAGGAGCUGCAGUCCUACAUCACCAAGCUCCAGCAGGCGGUGGAGCAGAGCAGACACAAGCUGCUGCACAGUGACACGGCAGAGGCAAAGACCGAGGCGUCUGAGCUGGAGGAGGGUGACAACAUGUACGCCGACUUCCCUGAGGACACGCUGCCAGAGAAAGCUGCUCAUGUGCUGCAGCCGGCCUUCAACAUGGCCGAAUAUCACCAACUGUUUGUGGGCACGGAGCGUCUGCGCUGCCCUGAGAUCCUCUUCCAGCCCUCGCUGACCGGGGAGGACCAGAUGGGCCUGAUGGAGACGCUGCAGUACGUGCUGGCCAGGUACACUCCUGAGCAGCAGGAGGCGCUGGUGAGCAACGUCUUCCUGACUGGAGGAAACAUGCAGUAUCCUGGCAUGAAGGAGAGGAUGGAGAGAGAGCUGCUGGCUAUCAGACCCUUUCAGUCACACUUUAAGGUAACCAUGGCGACACGGCCGGCCCUGGACGCCUGGCUGGGGGCCAGGGACUGGGCCCUGGAGCACCCCCCUGGUGGCGGGGGGGAGGGCUGGAUCAGCCGGCAGGACUACGAGGAGAAAGGAGGCGAGUAUCUUAGUGAGCACUGCGCCUCCAACGUCUACGUCCCCAUCAAGGUCAACAGAAAUGUCCCCGCUCGGCCGCUUGAAGCUCCCGUCGCCAUGGUAACAUCCCCUUUGUGAUGAGUGUGGGAGUACAGCGACAUGCAAAAUGGACGCCCUCGCAGCCAUGUGAUGUCUCCCGGCCAAUCAGCAGACAGGUACCAUGUUUGUACUUUUGUAAAUACACACUUGACUCUUCAACUAUAUGGACUUUUACACAUGUGCAGUACCAUGGUUUCACCACUAGAUGUAGCAAGUGUACACUGAAUCACAGACAUUCACUGUACAUUAACUCAAAUAUUAUUACAUCUAAGUCAGAUAUAAAGUACAGUACAUUUUAUUUAUAUAUAUAUAUAUAUAUAUAUAUAUAUAUAUAUAUGUGUAUGUAUAUAUGUCCAUUCAUAUCUGUGCUGUGUAUUUCCACUUAGACAUGUUUCUACUCCUAAGUGGGGAUGAAAUAUCAGGGUAUUAUAAUUGUGUACAUGUAAAUAAACAUGAUUAAUAAUUGUGUACAUGUAAAUAAACAUGAUUAAUAUUUGUGUACAUGUGAAUAAACAAGACAAAGUGUCA